AUGUUCUUCCUCAAGGAAGAAGUCAAGGUUAUUACCUUGCAUCCGUCCUUCUUCGGACCCAACAUGCGGGAAUAUCUCAUCACCCGGUUAAACGAGGAAGAGGAAGGUCGGUGUACGGGCGAUCACUUUGUGAUCUGCGUCAUGGACAUGGUAGAUAUCGGCGAAGGACGUGUGCUGCCCGGCAGCGGACAAGCGGAGUACACGAUCAAAUACCGUGCGAUCAUCUGGAAACCGUUCCGAGGCGAGACUGUUGAUGCGAUUGUAACCUCUGUCAAACCUACUGGGAUCUUCACUCUGGCGGGGCCGUUGUCUGUGUUCAUUGCGCGAAAGAACAUUCCCUCUGACAUCAAAUGGGAACCCAACACGGUACCGCCCCAGUAUACGGAUCAUGCAGACCAGGUGAUCGAGAAGGGAACGAGCCUGCGGCUCAAGAUCCUGGGUGUGAAGCCGGACGUUGCGGCAAUUAAUGCCAUUGGUACAAUCAAAGAGGAUUUCUUGGGGUGA
This is a messenger RNA of Aspergillus brunneoviolaceus CBS 621.78, 504 nucleotides long. RefSeq names its product DNA-directed RNA polymerase II subunit RPB7. The record is from RefSeq and is a predicted model, not a curated record. Gene Ontology annotation, molecular function: single-stranded DNA binding; translation initiation factor binding; single-stranded RNA binding. Bases 1 to 504 code for a protein of 167 amino acids. NCBI's taxonomy places the organism in Eukaryota, Fungi, Ascomycota, Eurotiomycetes, Eurotiales, Aspergillaceae. The transcript is spliced from 3 exons. Gene Ontology annotation, cellular component: P-body; RNA polymerase II, core complex. Gene Ontology annotation, biological process: DNA-templated transcription; positive regulation of nuclear-transcribed mRNA poly(A) tail shortening; transcription initiation at RNA polymerase II promoter.